This is a messenger RNA of Vicia faba (fava bean), 1641 nucleotides long. The record is from the annotation of a GenBank genome assembly. Lineage: Eukaryota; Viridiplantae; Streptophyta; Magnoliopsida; Fabales; Fabaceae.
AUGUCCGGACCUACAUCUACAACACCUACUAGUGGUGCCCAAAAGCUCUCUAUGUUUGCUGCCAAAUCUGGAUUUGUCAUCCCCAAAAACAAGUUAUUAGGAUCCUUACUUCCCAUUUCACGAGGGGCUAAAAAAGAUGGCCUCACUGGACUCAUCAAUGAAGAAUCUUCAAAACAAAUUGAGAGGAAAUCAAGAUGGGGGCCUGAUCCCACGCAGGAUGCAUCUGUCAGGAGGGCAAAGGUUUUGGCGUUGCAGAUUCGAGUGGAUCAAAUUUCAAAGCAGUUGGAAUCAGAUAAUCUAGAGAUUGGAGCCACUCAGAACUCAGCAUUGGUGGAUGAGAACCCAGAUGAAAACAAGUCUGGUUCUCAAGUUAAUAGCAAGAAGUCAGAAAUGCUUGAACUCGAAAAGCGGGAAACAAUAGGUGAAAUACUAAAAUUAGAUCCCAGUUACAAGCCUCCGCCUGGUUUUAAACCACUGUUAAAAGAGCACAGUAUUCCUUUGCCUGUCCAAGAAUAUCCUGGGUACAAAUUCAUUGGUCUAAUAUAUGGGCCUGGAGGUGAUAAUCAAAAGCGACUAGAGAAGGAAACUGGUGCCAAGAUAAAAAUUCGUGGAACCAAAGCAGACACAGGAGAGAAGGUGAAAUUAAACCAGGUACUGAUGUCCACAAUUUCCAUCGUUGAACUACUAAUUUCCUCUGUAACUGGGAGUUCAGCUGCUGGUUCCACACCUUCUGUAUCUGUCUUUGGGGACAGCACUAAUGGUCUGAAUCAAAACCAAGACCCCCCAUCUCAUGCAAUUUCUCUAUCUCUGUCAAACCGGGCUGUGUUUCAACCAGCAGCCACUACACAAAUGCAAGGAGAUCACUUUCAAUACUCUGGUUCAUGGUUUUCAGCUGCUCCAUCUCACACCCCUUCAUUUGCUUCUUCUGGCAGUGUAGUCCCUCCAAAUCCACCACACGUUGCUAGAACUCCUCAUUUUCCAUCACAGACAAUGAGCCCUUCAAAUAUGAUUUCAGCUUUUGGUGCUCAACCUACAUCUAUUACUGGAUUCCACCAGAUUAUUCCAAAUCAGCAGUUUUCUAUGCAUGCACCACCACCAACACAAUUCCUACAACAUUCACAAUGGACUCAAACAACUCCUUUUGGUCACGUUGGGCCACCAAGAAAUCCUUCUGUAAUACCUGCACAGAAUUUGUCAGCAGCAACAAGUGCUUCACUUUCUUUUCCAGUUUCCUUAAGGCAACCAACAUCAACAGGACACCUCCAGACAUCAGUGUCUUCAAUGCCUCAACCUAUGUCUGGUAUAUCACCGUCACCAAUAGCUAACCAGCCAUCAACCUCUCAAGGUGUAUCUUCUGGACUGAGUGGAGGACCCGUCAAUAUGGGGCCAAUGGCUCCACCUGCUGUUCCCCCUGCAAGACCUGUUUCUCUAGGUCCACAACCAGAUAUUGAAUAUAAGCCACCCCAGCCAAAUGUGUCGAUGAUGCCACAACCUGGAAGUAUUCAUCCACACCAUGCAGGAAUGUCACCGAGACCACCAUCAUCUUUGGACCAAUUCCAGGAACUGUUAAUUCAACUGGAAACCAUUUAUCAAGACCUGUUUCAUUUCCAUCGCCAGGAAUAUCCUCUUCAUUUCCAUUAG